UUCAAUCAACCAGAAAUCAACCAGAAUACCACUUGUUCAAUGUGCUCCGGACCACACGUUCCAAAGAGAUGUGAGCUCACGAGCGAAGAAUUCAGACAAAUCAUCAGAACCAAAAAGUUAUGCGCAAAUUGCCUGACGAGACAUCAUACGACCAAGCAGUGCAGAAACACCAAACGUUGUGCAUGUUGUUCUGGAAAACAUCAUUCUGUACACUUACAACAGUCAGCACUUUU
Messenger RNA from Caenorhabditis elegans, 233 nucleotides. NCBI's taxonomy places the organism in Eukaryota, Metazoa, Nematoda, Chromadorea, Rhabditida, Rhabditidae. The record is from the annotation of a RefSeq genome assembly.